Molecule: messenger RNA, 582 nt
Organism: Brassica oleracea var. oleracea
Lineage: Eukaryota; Viridiplantae; Streptophyta; Magnoliopsida; Brassicales; Brassicaceae
Exons: 1
Coding region: 68-529 (153 amino acids)
Source: RefSeq, a predicted model, not a curated record
AUGUUAAAAUAUAUUCUCCCAAGUUUUAUAUAUUUUUCUCUUCAUAACACUUUACACAUUCUCACAAAUGGCGUCUGUUCAAUAUGGUAUGGAUCAAGGAAUGGAGAUUUUUAACAAUGAGCUUAUGAUCAUGUCGUUUCUGGAAGAAGAAUCGCCUCUCGAUAAUCAUAGUAGCAUCAACAAAGAGGAAGAAGAGGAACUAAACCGCAUGAUUAGAUCUUUAGAAGUGGAGAUCAACUCGAGUUCUUCUUCGCCCAUAGAAUCUCAGGAAAAUGAUCUCCAACAGGAGAAAUCCGGGAUAGAAGAUGAUUUCGGGUGGCUUAACGACUUUGAUAUCGGUGCGGUUUCGUCUCAAAAUGCUGAGGACAUGAUGAAUUGCUGUACAGAGCUUUCUUACAUGAAUGGUGUGGAUAGUAGCGUUCUCGAUAUUGAAGGUGGCGAUUAUUAUUCUCAUAUUAACUAUGGACUUACAUUUGAGGAACCAACUCUUUCUUUGUGGCAAGAGAGUAAUGAUGUAGUUAUGUAUUGAUUGAUUGGUCUCGUGAAGUCAUAAUAAUAUAGCAACAAACACUGUUUCAUAUC